AUGUUCGGUGUCGCCUCUGUCUCCGACGAUGCUCCCGAUAAAUCAAGUGGCGCGAUUAAAGAAGAAGCUGGAUCUGCGGGAGAAAUUUCCUCUGAUGAUGUUGAAUCGGUGAUCUAUCGAAAAAUUGAGGAGAUUCGCGCUGCUCAGUUAAACUCAAGCUUUUCCGAAUCGCGCACUCUCGGUUGCGUUUAUCCAUUGUGGCCACCCUGUCCCAGUUACCGAUGCCAUCCCAAAGGCCUUGUAAACACGCGAAACACCUGCUACCUCUUAACCUGUCUUCAAACCCUCUUUGGUCUCCCUCCUUUCGUGGCUAUUCUUCAUCAUAUCUCUGUGGCAGUCCACUCUUUAUUCGCAGAAGUGGGUAGCCUGCGGGAUGUAUGGGUAGAAUCUCACGCUGAGAUGGUACCCCUGAUUCGUCUGCUUACACUGCACUUGGACGAACGAACUCCUUACAAACCUAAUGAGGUUCGAACCGGUGAACCAAUCUUACCAAAUGAUUACGGAUACCUCCCCACCGGGAAACCACUUAGUCUUGAUCCAAAAUUCUUCACUGUGCUCAAUUUUGAGGUGGGAUGUGAACAGGACGCUGCUGACUGCAUGUCACGUAUCGUCACACAAGUGCACGAAGAAAUGGCCACGCUUCUGCGCAAAUUCAGGAAGCCAGAAGAUGAGGAUUUUGCGGAUGAUAAUACUGACAGUGAUGGCAAUGAAGGGUGGACCACAGUUACGAGUAAGGGCAAGAAAAUCAGAGAGGCGCGUCAUGUGGAGUGCCUCGAAGAUGCCUUCCAAUUUCUUUCCAAGGGUGAGGUCAUCUCUGACUUCAAGGACCCUAAGACCGGUCUCUGUGUGGUUAUGAACCGUCGGGUCUUCAUUGAUCGCCUCCCUCCUAUCCUCUUGAUUCAACUAAAACGUUUCUUUUACAACCCUAAUAAGGGAGGUAUUCAAAAGGUGCUUAAACAGAUUCCCAUCUACCGUCGUCUCCAAAUUAGUGACUCCAUUGUUUCAAAGGAACGAGCCUUCUCCAAGGCUCAGGGUGCAUACAAACUGAAAGCUGUGAUCUUUCACAUCGGCUACAAUGCGGAACGAGGUCACUACACAACCGCCACAGUGACUCAGAGCAAUGAGGUACUAUACUACGACGACCUUAAUGUCUUUCGAUUGGGACAGAAUGAGGCAGUGUGGGCGGACAUGUUUACUUCACAUCGGCCCUUCGAUACACGUAGCGCAUGUUGUCGACCUCUACCCCGCAUAUCUUCCACUGCUGUGGGUGCAGAUGCGGCGUCAGAACGCCCACCGAACAUUGGAGAACAGCCGCGGACGCCUUACCUCCUAGUUUAUGUUUCAUGCUUUCAGCAACAGUCGCAGCGACAAUAA
Molecule: messenger RNA, 1374 nt
Organism: Hydatigera taeniaeformis
Lineage: Eukaryota; Metazoa; Platyhelminthes; Cestoda; Cyclophyllidea; Taeniidae
Source: the annotation of a GenBank genome assembly